Molecule: messenger RNA, 854 nt
Organism: Tigriopus californicus
Lineage: Eukaryota; Metazoa; Arthropoda; Copepoda; Harpacticoida; Harpacticidae
Product: histone H2A
Exons: 1
Coding region: 147-521 (124 amino acids)
Cellular component (GO): nucleosome
Molecular function (GO): structural constituent of chromatin; DNA binding; protein heterodimerization activity
Source: RefSeq, a predicted model, not a curated record
UGUCAUUGGUCCUGCGGAAACAUCAGAGAACAACAGCAACAAACAACAGAGAACACUAAGUGGAAGCCAAACUUGACUACAAAUUCGUUCAGAACAUCAUAUUCCAUAUCUGUUUGGUAGUUCAUCAUUCACAUUAUCCAUCAACCAUGUCCGGACGAGGCAAAGGAGGCAAAGUUAAGGGAAAGGCCAAGAGCCGAUCCAACCGUGCUGGACUCCAGUUCCCUGUUGGGCGUAUCCAUCGUCUUCUCCGCAAGGGAAACUACGCCGAGCGAGUGGGAGCCGGUGCCCCCGUGUACUUGGCCGCUGUCAUGGAGUACUUGGCGGCUGAGGUCCUGGAGUUGGCUGGCAACGCUGCCCGUGACAACAAGAAGACCCGUAUCAUUCCCCGUCACUUGCAACUGGCCAUCCGUAACGACGAGGAAUUGAACAAGCUCCUGUCGGGUGUGACCAUCGCUCAAGGAGGUGUACUGCCUAACAUCCAAGCCGUCCUCCUCCCCAAGAAGACCGAGAAGAAGGCUUAAAUCUUCCCAUUGCAAAAUCCUACCUCCAAAGGCCCUUUUCAGGGCCAAAACUCUGUUCCUAGAGUGAUCUAAAGCUAAAUAUCUGAAUUUGACGUCAUGCUGAAAUGGCAAAUACUAAAAAAUCGCGUGGCAAUUAAGAGUUAAAUGUUGAAAUUUCCCACAUACGUGAAAUCACUGGGCAAAAACUGAGACUAAAAAGUUUGUCAUUCAAGUUUUGUGGAGCUACCUGAAGUUUAAUGGUAUGUGCUCGUAUGUCCGUACAAAUAUAUCUAGGAACGUGCCAGAUUGUUGUUAAUGAAGGUGAAAUUUAGAUUACUUUACUCACAUUUUUAA